Onthophagus taurus is the source of this 1013-nucleotide messenger RNA. Its product is annotated as ras-like GTP-binding protein RhoL. The record is from RefSeq and is a predicted model, not a curated record. NCBI's taxonomy places the organism in Eukaryota, Metazoa, Arthropoda, Insecta, Coleoptera, Scarabaeidae. Gene Ontology annotation, molecular function: GTPase activity; GTP binding. Gene Ontology annotation, biological process: small GTPase-mediated signal transduction.
CGAAAAGCGAACAAAUGAGUAUUUCCAACUCGCGCAUAGUGCGGUUGACAGAGAACGCGCGUUUGAUAAGAUAAAAGUCGUUUCCGUUUUUCGCAUAUGAUUCUGUGCAGUUACACCUUUGGUGUCAACGAGAAUCUUAGACGAUUAUCAAAAUGACUGUUUAAUCUCGAUACUUUUUUUAGUCGGAUUAGUAUUAAAAUGGUUGAAGGAAAACACAAAGCGAAAAUUACUGUGGUUGGAGAUGGUUUUGUUGGAAAGACGUGUAUGUUGGUUGCUUAUACGAGAAAAGAGUUUCCUGAAGAAGAGUACAUACCAACAGUAUUUGAAAAUUAUGCUGAAGAAUUGCAAAUAGAUGGCGUGAAUUACGAUCUUAGUUUAUGGGACACUGCCGGACAAGAAGAUUAUGAAAGACUCAGGCCUUUAUCUUACCCAAAUACAACCUGUUUCCUCUUGUGUUUUUCGAUCAACACCAAAGAUUCUUACGACAACAUCAAAACAAAAUGGGCACCGGAAGUAAGACAUCACAUGCCUCACACUCCAAUUAUCCUCGUAGGAACUAAAAAUGAUUUACGACACGUUGACGAUCCAAAUCUUCAAUUGGUUUCAAUAAAAGAUGGUAAAAAAUUGGCGAAACUAAUCAAAGCUGAGUGUUAUUUAGAAUGUUCCGCGCAAAGAUUGCUGGGAUUAGAUGAAAUUAUCCAGGCGGCUGUUAGGGCGAGCAUGAAAAAGAAGAAACCACGAAAAACCAACGAUUCUUGCGAUCUUUUGUAGCUUACUUUUUAGAUGAAGAACGAAAAUUUUGUUAAUUUAAAUAAUUUCAAACCAUUAAUCUUAAUGUUUUUCUUGUGUACAUAAUUUUUUAUCUACCGAUAGCGUUAUGAUAGUUCUAUUUGAAUUUACUGUCUAUUUAGAAAUUAAGGAACGUGUACGCGACACACAAAAGGUAAAGAGAGACCGAAAAUUUGUAAGCGAGAAAUACUCUUUUUUUUUAAUAGAAAAUAAGAUUUAUUUUA